Molecule: messenger RNA, 640 nt
Organism: Acaulospora colombiana
Lineage: Eukaryota; Fungi; Glomeromycota; Glomeromycetes; Diversisporales; Acaulosporaceae
Source: the annotation of a GenBank genome assembly
UGGAGGAAGCUCUUGGCCACCAUGCUCGUACAGCAGAUCCUCUAGUACGACCGACUUACUCCCAGAUUCUAUAUAGUUGGUAUAUCAGACGGGGAGACUACCGUGAAGCGGCCAGCGUCAUGUACCAACGGGCACGCAUACUUGGGUCCCAAAACAAGGCCGACGCAGACUCCAGAUUUUUCAUCUUGACAGAACAAGCAGACUCUUAUAUCAUUGCCAUCAACGCUCUAUGUCUACUGGAUUCACGAGAUGCUUGGAUUAGCCUCCCUGUCUCCCCCGAUUCUGGACAAGUCCCAUUCGAGUGGAGGGAAUUAAACUUUGGUGGUUUUGUACCAGAAGGGAAUUAUGCGACAGGCAGUCGAGACUGCGAAAUCAUCGAGCUAGAUGACAUGAGAAAAGAGUACGAACUCUGCCGUUCCAGGAGGGAGCUCCUCAUCGCUACAUUACCAUACAUGGGGCGACACCCAAUAGAAUCUGACUUCAAUCGCUCGCCCAUGGAAAUCCUGCAUCUUUAUUGUAAUAUCGGAAUGUUUGAACAAGCACUCGGUACCGCAAGAAUUUUCCAAAUGGAUAUGACGGUAAUAUUUACUAUGCUUGUGGACAUGUGUCUACUAUUGACCAAAAGUGGCGAGGCAGCAAU